Pseudoliparis swirei is the source of this 3206-nucleotide messenger RNA. Its product is annotated as rho GTPase-activating protein 12-like. Gene Ontology annotation, biological process: regulation of GTPase activity; signal transduction. Gene Ontology annotation, molecular function: protein binding. NCBI's taxonomy places the organism in Eukaryota, Metazoa, Chordata, Actinopteri, Perciformes, Liparidae. Gene Ontology annotation, cellular component: cytoplasm. The coding region runs from base 144 to 2759 and encodes 871 amino acids. The record is from RefSeq and is a predicted model, not a curated record. The transcript is spliced from 19 exons.
CACGGGCGCAUUUUUGGAGUUUAUUGAAUUGCCCCCCGCCCCACCCCCUCUCCUCUCCGCUCCGCGGAGUGUCUCGCGCCUGUCGAAGAAGCUCCACCAUGUGGUGAGCGUCCUCCUGAGCUGGUGGACGGUCGCGAGGCGCCAUGGCGGAGCUGCCCAUCGCCCCGGGCGACGUCUACAUCGAGGUGGAGUACGACUACGAGUACAAGGCCAAGGACCGCACCAUCACCAUCCAGCAGGGGGAGUGCUACAUGCUGGUGAAGAAGUCCAACGGCGACUGGUGGCAGGUGAGGAAGGAGGAGGGCGCCAAGGCCUUCUACGUGCCGGCGCAGUACGUCCGCGAGGUGCGCAAAGCCCUCAUGCCGCCGCCCAAAGCCCUCCAUCAUCACGCCGCCGCCGACGUCCUCUGGGUCAAGCCCACCAGCCUGGACCUGGGUCUCCACGGCCGGUCCACGGAGAACCUCCACCAACACGAGGCCCGCCGGUCGUCCUCGGGUCACCCCAGCCCCCCCCCCGCCCCCCGCAGGGACAGCAACCCCCGCCAGCCGCCGCCCGCCAGUCCCACCGCCGACCACGACCGAGCGCUGGCGGACAUCCUCGUCCGCGCCGGGGCGGCCCCGCCCCCUCACAAAGGGGGGUCCGGCACCCUGCCGCACGCCCGGGCGCGGUCCCCGGACUUGGAGCGAGCGCCGCUGGACGUGGACGACCGCGCCCACCGCUGCGACUCGGCCGGCGAGGAGAGGCGCACCAACGACUCCGAGUCGGGGGACGAGCUGAGCGGCAGCUCCACCGAACAGCUCCAGACGGUGUCGUCGUCGGGCCACGGCCGCUCCGAGUCGCCCGUCUACGCCAACCUCCAGGAGCUGAAGCUCGCCCACGGCGGCCCGCCCCCGCUCCCCUCCGGCUCCUCCCUCCAGGUGACGGGCGACUGGGAGACGUUCAGGGACCCGAGCGGCCGGCACUUCUACUACAACCGGGCCACCCAGGAGAGGACCUGGAAGCCGCCGCGGGCCAAGGACACCAGAGAGGGCCAGAGCGCGGGGGAGAGCGCCGAGACCACUCCCCUCUCGCCGUCGUUCGACCCCUUCCUCUCGCUCUCCAUCGGGCGCCUCCAGCCCCUGUCGUCGUCGUCAGAGGACACGUGCUUCAGCGCCUGCUCCAGCCGGUCGGACAGCCGGUGUGGCUCGCCGCCGCGCGGCUGGUCGGAGGAGACGGACGCCCGCGGCCUCACGCUGUACGUCAGCGGCCGCACCAACGAGAAGUGGUUGAAACACGCCGAUGAGCAAGGCAGGCCGUACUACUACAGUGCGGACGGCUCCAGGUCAGAGUGGGAGCUGCCCAAGUAUGACAGCCCCCCCCCACAGCCGCCGGCAGACGCUCUGAAGAGCCUCAGCCUGGACAGGAAACAGGUGGAGCCCAUCGUGCUCACCAAGUGGAGGCACAGCGCCCACGUGCAGGACAUCAACGACAAGCGGCGGCGUUUCCGCGCAGGCUCGGCCCGCCAGCACCCGUACAAACACCAAGACCCUCCUCUGAGCCCAAAGCCCUCGACCCCCGACUCUGACUCCUGCCCUCCGUCGCCCAAGCCCCCCGCCUCUCCGUCUGAGAGGUGCGGCCUGCUGAACGUGACCAAGAUCACCGAGCACGGCAAGAAAGUACGGAAGAACUGGACGUCCUCCUGGACGGUGCUGCAGGGCGCCACGCUGCUAUUCGCCAAAGGCCAAGGAGGCGGGACCAGCUGGUUCGGAGGCGGUCAGUCUAAACCAGAGUUCACGGUGGACCUGCGGGGCGGCUCCGUGGAAUGGGCCUCCAAGGACAAGUCCAGCAAGAAGCAUGUGAUAGAGGUGAAGACUCGACUGGGCACUGAGCUGCUGAUCCACUCAGAAAACGACGUUCUGGUGAACGACUGGUACCGCACGCUGCUGGACACCAUCAGCACCCAUGCCUGGGAGUCUGACGAGGCCUUAGAGGAAGACAUGCCGGAGUCGCCCGGUGAGGAAAAACACGACAAGGAGAAUGAACCCAGAGACUCGAAGAAAGGCCAAGCCAUGAAGACGUCCAGCAGCGUGGACGCCUCGGACAACAAGAAGACCCGCCACAAGCUGAAGAAGUUCCUGACCCGCCGGCCCACGCUGCAGGCCGUCCGGGACAAGGGCUACAUCAAAGACCAGGUGUUCGGCUGCAGUCUGUCCAGUCUGUGCCACCGGGAGAGCGACACGGUGCCGCUGUUCGUCAAGAUGUGCAUCGACCACGUGGAGAACAGCGGUCUGUGUGUCGACGGGCUGUACAGAGUCAGCGGGAACCUGGCGAUCAUCCAGAAGCUCCGCUUCCUCGUCAACCACGAUGAGACGGUGAACCUGACGGACGAGAAGUGGGAGGACAUCCACGUGACCACCGGCGCCCUGAAGAUGUUCUUCAGGGAGCUGCCGGAGCCGCUCUUCACCUACGCCCUGUUCCACGACUUCAUCAGCGGCAUCAAGGUUCCGGACUACAAGCAGCGGCUCCAGGCCGUCACGGAUCUGAUCCGCCAGCUGCCCAAACCGAACCACGACACCAUGCAGCUGCUCUUCAAGCACCUCCGCAGGGUGAUCGACCACGGCGAGGAGAACCGCAUGACGACCCAGAGCGUGGCCAUCGUGUUCGGGCCCACGCUGCUGCGGCCGGAGACGGAGACGUGGAACAUCGCGGUCCACAUGGUGUACCAGAACCAGAUCGUGGAGCUCAUCCUGCUGGAGUACGACAACGUGUUCGGCAGGUAGAGGGGGGGGGGGGGGGGCAGGCCUCUCUCUCUCUGGUCCGGUUUGGCUCGGCUUCAUCUCAACCCUCUUUACGGACCUCUCGGAUCGGGACCAAAGACACGAUUAAUCAAUACGCAACGAACAAAUCACCUCCGAAAACAAAGCUGUAACUAAACUAGCGACCAAAAAAUAUAUAAAAAAGGACAAGAGUUUGGACUCUUUGCACGUUGUGUGCCACUUUACUGCAAAAAGGUGACGACACUGGAUCCCUAAGGGGGCGGGACCAAAGGACUCUGGACCGGCUGACCCGGUGGACGUAUGGAGCGCUCCUGGAUGAACCGCGGGAGGACACUGCGCCGCUCGGCUUUUAAGAGGAGAAGCAGAACACGGGGUGGAGGUCUGAGGAUUAACACAAACACGUUCUGCCGAUGCUGGACGGAUGUAUUUUAUUUAAAGUAUUUGGUUUUC